AUGUUCUCUCUUAACUUUAAACGUCCUCAACGCCGCAGAACUGAAAGGCUCUACUCCUCUGACGACUCCCUAUCUGAAACCGAACGCCAAGCGAUACAUAUAGAGCUAGAAGAGAUGACCCCGCAUCCUCAACGGCCAGCUGGGGCGGUAGGAAGAGUCCAGCCUUGUCGAGGAGCCAAGCGAAAGGCCCAAGAAUCCAUUGAUAAUGUCUAUCUAAAGGAAGAGGUAUGGAGGGAUGCUCAAGAAGUUUUGAGGAUAUCCAAAAGGCGGAAGAUGACUGAGUUGAUUGAGAGGGGUCUGUUGACAAGUAGGCGAGGGAAGCGCAAGGAGAUUGUAGCUUCUCAAUUGAAGUCGGACAUUGGUCAUUCUGACAAGAUGUUGAUUUACGGAAAGACCAGAAGAGGAGAAAUGAAUGUGGGCGAGGGGGCUUCUGGGACUGACUUUGUAGAUUGUGGGGAAGUGUUAUCCCGAGACAGUCGGUUAUGCGAUGAUGGAGUCCAAGAGACCGAAGAAGGUCCUCGAAGGAAAGGGAAUGAGUCUUACGAUCUCAAUGAAGCCCAAUUUGAUGAAGUGGAUGGAAGUUCGAUUACGUCCCAAAGUGCACCAAGCCGUACCAAUGUACAAGACGAAAGUGAAAAUUGUGAAGAGCGAUAUGGUCACGAAAUUGGUCAAGAUGAGAUAUCUGGUUCGUGUCAAAGCGAUAUAAGUGAUGUUGAAUCACGUUCAUCCAAUACAUUGAAUCUGCAAGGCAAAGAGAACGAGGAGGAGUCUUCGGAAUCGCACGAAUCCGACGAGCCCGACACCUCACAGAGCGAGAUUCGAUUUGAUGGUAGGCUGCUACCGUUCAAGAACCCGACAGCGAAAAGGCAAGAACAAGCCAAAGAUCGAUGUAUAAUCUGCUUCAAUGACCUCGAAACCAUCCAUCGUAAUUCUCUCCAAAGCAAUCGAGAUCCAACAUUGGUAAUUUGGACAUGUGAUCAAUGUCAAACAGUACAACUGGGAGGGGAGAAUACUGCAUAG
This is a messenger RNA of Kwoniella mangroviensis CBS 8507, 1020 nucleotides long. RefSeq lists its product as uncharacterized. Lineage: Eukaryota; Fungi; Basidiomycota; Tremellomycetes; Tremellales; Cryptococcaceae. The transcript has 4 exons. The coding region runs from base 1 to 1020 and encodes 339 amino acids. The record is from RefSeq and is a predicted model, not a curated record.